Molecule: messenger RNA, 246 nt
Organism: Rotaria sordida
Lineage: Eukaryota; Metazoa; Rotifera; Eurotatoria; Philodinida; Philodinidae
Source: the annotation of a GenBank genome assembly
AUGCGCGAUCUCAGUUUUUCAAAAUCCAAAUUAUGGGGUAUGGCAUUGGCACCAAUUUGGUGGCAUUGUGAUUUUAGUCGUUAUUCUCGUCGAUAUUAUAUUCUAUUGAAUGCAAAUCAAUGGCCUCAAAUUGGUCUCACCAUGGAUGAUGAUGAUAUAGUGAAAGUCUAUAAAAUACUUAAGAAUAAAAUGGAUAUGAAUCCAUUACCAAAACAGUCACUGCCGGUUCGAGUCAAGGCACAAUAG